AUGCCCAUUGUCCGAUAUUUCUAUUCCUUUGAGGAGUUGAGUUUCUUUCCAUAUAAUUCUCGUCCUGCGGGAUGCCAACUCCACCUUCGUGCUAACGGAUUCUUUCGAGAUAACAACCUCCUCCACCAUUCCUCACACGAACCUAGCGCCGAUGGCUCUUUUCUGCCAUCUCCCCGACACACUACGUCAAUUCCCCCGUCUCUUCCGACGUACCCCGAAGAUCCCAGCCGCCCGCAAACAUACGAUGAAAGCAGUAACCGAGUGCUCCCGUCUGCAAGAGUUGACUCCCUCCAUCCUUGUGAUCCUACAUGUAUCCGGUGCUGCUGGAGCUUCCGUUGGCGUUCUCGACGGUCAAACAAACCAACUGCAUGUCGCUGGCUACGGGUAUCGCGAUGUAGAGGAAAUGAGCGUACGGUUUAUCACCUUGCCUCUCUCUCGAAAAGCUUCACGGCAGCCGCUAUUGCUCUGUUAGUAGCCGAUGGAAAAUUGGCAUUCGGAGACCGCAUGUGUGAUAUCCUUCCAGGCUUCCACCAUGCAAACGACGCAAUCAAUUCUCAAAGCACGUUGCUUGAUUUCCUCUCCCGUCGAACCGGUCUUGCAAGCAAGAACGCACUGUGGCAGCAAGACGGACCUGAGAUUUUACUCGGUGAGAACGACACGCUACCAAUGGUCUCCUAUAUGGAGGCGGCUCAACCAUUGGGGGAGCAAUGGACUUAUAAUAACUUCGGCUACGACAUUCUAACAAACAUCAUUGCCUACGCCUUGCAAGACACAACGACGGCCGCUCACCCCCCAGAGGAAAAUUGGGCUCGUGGAUACAUGCCUGGCCCGGAUGGGACGCUCACGGGUGUUGGAAGACCCCAAAUUUCUGAAGGGACCGUCCAACAAGCAGCCAAUGGGGUGAAGAGUAGUGUCAAUGAUCUCUUGGUGUAUUAUAAGGCUGUGUUGGAUGCCUGGCGUUUGGAAACAGGCAGUGGAAUAAGCCAAGACCAGAACUUGCCACCGCUCAAGAGUGUCAAAGAACUUCUGACAUCACAUAUACCCCUGGAUCCCGACGCUGAUGGACAAUGGUAUAGCGCAGGGUGGGCAACGUCGGGGCCGGACGACUGUAGCGAGAAGAACGACUACGUUUCCCUGGCCAAGCAGAGCGCCGCCGCCUAUGAUGACAUGUGGACUCGAUGGCCAGACCUUGAUGUGCCAACCUAUGUCUUUCAUUUUGGCACAGAUGAGAAGGGUCAUAUCGAGACUCUCCAGUGGGAGCAUGACCCUGAUGUGCCGGGCGGUGAAACAUUUGUGAAGAAAUCCAAUGAGACCCUUGAUCAUAGGGUGCCCACGGAGCUCUCAGGAACGGUGAAGAGGUAA
Molecule: messenger RNA, 1362 nt
Organism: Podospora anserina S mat+
Lineage: Eukaryota; Fungi; Ascomycota; Sordariomycetes; Sordariales; Podosporaceae
Exons: 2
Coding region: 1-1362 (453 amino acids)
Source: RefSeq, a predicted model, not a curated record